This is a messenger RNA of Cryptomeria japonica (Japanese cedar), 1111 nucleotides long. RefSeq lists its product as uncharacterized. The transcript has a single exon. The coding region runs from base 210 to 680 and encodes 156 amino acids. The record is from RefSeq and is a predicted model, not a curated record. Lineage: Eukaryota; Viridiplantae; Streptophyta; Pinopsida; Cupressales; Cupressaceae.
UUUAUGGUACCCGAUUACAAAUUUCUGAUCCACCAAGGUUACCAAGCUUUUACGCCUUUCACGUGGUACCUUCCAAUACAACUACUUGUCUCCAUUGUUGACUUUCCAACCUGCAUUCCUUCACGCACAAGCUACAGUCUUGUUAAACCUGAAGACCCCCUGUUUCCCCAAUUCGUUAAAUUUAGGGCUAGAGUUAGAAGCUCCAGGUCAUGGCAUCCGCUAAAAUCCCUGCGCUCAUUGCAUUAGUAUUCUGCAGCUGUAUUCUAUAUUGUUCUGCGCAAGCCGAUUCAAAUCUGACGGCUUACACGGUAUUAGAACAGUACGGAUUUCCAGCGGGCCUGUUGCCGACAAGUGUGAAGGGUUAUACCCUAAAUGAGGACGGAAGCUUCGAGAUUUAUUUUGAGGGUUCUUGCAGCUUCAGCCUGGAAUCGGGUUACAGUCUGAAAUACAAAGAGCGCAUCACGGGGCACCUUUCGACGGGAUCUCUGAAGGAUUUGAAGGGCGUCAGCGUUAAGGUAUUGUUCUUCUGGCUCACCAUUGAUGGAAUUGUUCGCGAGGGGGAUAGUUUGGAAUUCUCUGUAGGAGUUGUUUCGGCUUCCUUUCCUGUUGAUAAUUUUAUUGAAUGUCCCCACUGUGGCUGCGGGCUUGACUGUAAUGGCCUUCUCAGGGCCGAAGCCUAGAUCUGAAGUUCUGUUAGGGUUAGGGUUUCAGUGAGUCAAAGUGUAGUGUUUAAGUUUAAUUGGAGUUAUUGUGUGGGUGAGGUAGAUGUGUGUAGACUGAGUAAAUUAUAACAAUUUAAAUUUAAUAAUGUUCUAUAUUUAAAGGUUGUAUAGUUCAAUUGGUCAAGUAGAACUGGCAUGGACAAUGGUGUAUGUUCUUGGACUGUCAUUCAAGAAUGUUUAAAUUUCUUUCUUGGAGCUGCAAUUGGUUCAAAGGUCAAUCCUUUGGUGACUUUGACAGGUUGAAUCCCAUGGCAGUUUAGCUGAGUGCAACCUUUGAUUUAAAUGUAGGCCCACUUAUAACAUUGUAAUCCACUAUAUAUAAACAAAUAUAUGAAUAUAUGUGUAAUCCAUUUAUUUGGAGUAUAAAAAUAUCAUGGUUUUAAAGGACA